ACUCUCUGGGGCCGACCCAGCGAGCCGAGAGAGGCGCGAGUCGCGGCCUGCCCGACCGACUAGUUGUCCGAGACAUUGCGAGCAAUGAAGUGCACCUCAUCGAGACGACCGCUUUUGGUCGCCGCCGUUGGGCUCGUUACAUUAGCCAUAGUCACAGGUGAACGAUUACGGAGAGCAACAGAAUCAGAAUUCAUUUGUCCGGAAGGAGAGGGAAAUGGAAAUUUUGCUGAUCCUGCCACAUGCCGAAGAUUUUACCAGUGUGUCGACAACUACCCCUACCUGAACAGAUGUCCCUCGGGACUUUAUUUUGACGACAUCAAGAAAUUGUGCACAUUCAAAGAUGAAGCUCGUUGUGGACCAAUUCCUGCCACACCUGCGCCUAUCACAGAGGUGUCUCUCGACAAGGCCAAAAAGUGCGACACCGCUGCCUGCUCGUUGCCCUACUGUUUCUGCUCAAAGGACGGAACCAAGAUUCCCGGAGACGUUGAACCUAGCCAAACACCCCAAAUGAUUUUGUUGACUUUCGACGGCGCCGUCAACCUGAACAAUUACGAGCACUACAAGAAAAUUUUCAACGGAGAUCGCAAAAAUCCAAACGGUUGCGCAAUCAGGGGCACAUUCUUUGUCUCCCACGAGUACAGCAACUACCACAUGAUCCAGGAAUUGGCCAGUCAGCACCACGAAAUCGCGACCGAGACUAUUUCUGUUCAACAAGAUCUGGAAAAUAAGGGGUACGAAGAGUGGGUUGGCGAGAUGAUUGGUCAGAGAGAAAUCCUGCGCCACUGGGCCAACGUUUCCCGCAGCGACAUUGUUGGAAUGAGAGCUCCGUAUCUGAAACCAGGCAGGAACGCGCAAUACGAAGUUUUGGAGGACUUUGGCUACAUUUACGACAGCUCCAUCGGAGUGCCGCCUUCGAGGAUUCCUCUCUGGCCCUACACACUCGACUACAAAAUCCCCCAUGACUGCAAGGCUGGCACGUGCCCCACUAAGUCAUUCCCAGGAAUCUGGGAAGUGCCCCUGAACGCCCACUACGUCGAGACUUACGAGGGUGGUCACUGUCCGUACUUGGACCAGUGCGUCCUGCACAACCACGACCCCAGCGACGUGUUCGAGUGGCUCAAGGAGGACUUCAAUCGUUACUACCAGCAAAACCGCGCGCCGUACAUGAUGCCUUUCCACACAAACUGGUUCCAGAUCAAGGAACUUGAAGCCGGAUUCCACAAAUUCUUGGACUGGGCGAUGAAAUUGCCUGACGUUUGGGUUUUGACGACAACUCAGGCCCUCGUCUGGAUAACCGACCCCAAGCCUGUCAAGGACCUCACAAACUUUGAGCCCUGGAAUUGCCUGAAGGAAGCGACAACCUCAGUUCCAUGCAAUUUACCCAACAAAUGCCCACUUUCGUUCAGGGCUCCCGACGCAAACGUUACAUCAACAAGGUACCUGACAACAUGCAGGGAGUGCCCCAAUAGGUACCCUUGGAUCGGCGAUUCCGAGGGCACCGGCAUUGCCGGCAGAGACGUUUACAACCCAGAGAACUGAGCAGAGCAACAAAGCUGCUGCAAGUUCCUAGAGAGGCGUGUCUCCAUUUCAAAUGUUUGUAUGUUGCUCAAACAUGACAGUUUUUAUUGUAUUGUAUGUUUAAUUGAUUAAUUAAUUUAAAUGAACAAAUAUACAUGUGCUUUAAUACUCAUAA
Molecule: messenger RNA, 1693 nt
Organism: Neocloeon triangulifer
Lineage: Eukaryota; Metazoa; Arthropoda; Insecta; Ephemeroptera; Baetidae
Gene: Cda4
Product: chitin deacetylase 1
Exons: 9
Coding region: 85-1539 (484 amino acids)
Biological process (GO): carbohydrate metabolic process
Cellular component (GO): extracellular region
Molecular function (GO): chitin binding
Source: RefSeq, a predicted model, not a curated record